Messenger RNA from Physeter macrocephalus (sperm whale), 418 nucleotides. RefSeq names its product histone H2B type 2-E-like. The record is from RefSeq and is a predicted model, not a curated record. Gene Ontology annotation, molecular function: protein heterodimerization activity; DNA binding; structural constituent of chromatin. The transcript has 2 exons. The coding region runs from base 37 to 387 and encodes 116 amino acids. Gene Ontology annotation, cellular component: nucleosome. Lineage: Eukaryota; Metazoa; Chordata; Mammalia; Artiodactyla; Physeteridae.
UUCUUGUUCGCUACCUGGUGGUUUUUUGGCUUUGCGAUGCCUGAGCCAGCGAAGUCUGCUUCUGCUCCGAAAAAGGGCUCUAAAAAGGCGAAGCGCAAGCGCAGUCGCAAGGAGAGCUACUCUAUCUACGUGUACAAAGUGUUGAAGCAGGUCCACCCGGACACCGGCAUCUCGUCCAAGGCCAUGGGCAUCAUGAACUCGUUUGUCAACGACAUUUUCGAGCGCAUCGCGGGCGAGGCGUCGCGCCUGGCGCAUUAUAACAAGCGUUCGACCAUCACGUCGAGGGAGAUCCAGACGGCCGUGCGCCUGUUGUUGCCCGGGGAGUUGGCCAAGCAUGCCGUGUCCGAGGGCACCAAGGCUGUUACCAAGUACACCAGCUCCAAAUAAGCUUGCUCCCUCUCCAAUAACUCAAGGCUCU